Messenger RNA from Octopus sinensis (East Asian common octopus), 1215 nucleotides. RefSeq lists its product as uncharacterized. The record is from RefSeq and is a predicted model, not a curated record. Lineage: Eukaryota; Metazoa; Mollusca; Cephalopoda; Octopoda; Octopodidae. The transcript is spliced from 2 exons. The coding region runs from base 1 to 1215 and encodes 404 amino acids.
AUGGCGUUAUAUUUGGCGUCGAAGGGAAAACAUGUCCGAGUCUACAACGAGGCAAAGCUGCAGGAAGCCAUCAUGCAGGAAGACUGGUGCCAAGGAGAUGACAUAGACGAUGACUACAACUCACUGAUAGGGAAACUGAAGGAGUGUUUAAGGAAGGCUAAGGGUGUAUGCCCAAGAGAAAAGAAGGGAAGAAUCUCAGAAGAAACUACGAAGUUACUCGAGAAGAGGAAAAAUAUGAAGAUGACUAUUGAAGAUCACCUUGAAUAUUCCAUUCUCAGCAGAGUGAUUCGUCAGCAACUAAAGAAAGACUUUGAGGGCAUACCGGAUGGAAAAUCUCUUGAAGGCCGCAGAGGAAAAGAAGAGCCUCAAGAAAUGCAAGAGGGAAUGGUGGUACUAUAUAGAUCGGAGGUGACAGCCCUGAAAAAUACAGAUGGAAUACGGUCAACGAGAGAGCGAGAUGGAAAAAGUUGUGAGACUUCUACACCAAGCUCUGUAAGUCUACCAGAAAUGUCAGCCGUUACCACCACUCCAACAGGAAGAAAAAACGUGCCACCUAUCCUUGUCAGUGAGUUUGAAAGAGCCAUCGGCUCGAUGAAAAAUGAAAGGCUCCAGGAAAGACGGUUUAUAACAUCGGAGGUGCUAAAGUCAGGCAGAGAGCAGCUCUGGAAAAUCCUCGCUGAGCGAUUUACACACUAUCUAGACGAAGGAAGAAUUCCCUUGCAGUGGAAAGAGUCAAAUACCAUCCUGCUGUAUAAGAAGGGCGACAGAGAAGAUCUAAAGAACUACCGACCCAUAUGCCUGCUGUCUCACGUGUACAAGCUGUUCACGAAGAUAAUUCUGAACAGGUUGUCACGUCGUCUCGACGAACAACAACCGAGGGAGCAAGCAGGCUUCCAGAAGAACUACAGCACAAUGGACCAUAUAUUUGCUCUAACGCAACUGCUUGAGCGAGCAAAUGAGUACAAGCUGCCUCUUUGCGUUGUGUUUAUAGAUUAUGAGAAAGCCUUUGAUAGCGUCGAAACCAAUGCAGUGCUGAACUCGCUGCAGAGGCAAGGAAUCGAAGCGCAAUAUGUGCAGCUGCUCAGAGAGAUCAACUGUGUAGUUGUUCAUAUUUUGGUCAAGAGAAUUGCCAAACAGGAUGUGAAAGUAGUAUUUUCGGCUGUGAUGUCUUAUGCAACUGCAAUUGGCCAUCAGAGUGGCACACCACCACAAUAG